This is a messenger RNA of Drosophila arizonae, 1854 nucleotides long. RefSeq names its product Nutrient Amino Acid Transporter 1 (gene NAAT1). The record is from RefSeq and is a predicted model, not a curated record. Gene Ontology annotation, biological process: amino acid import across plasma membrane; sodium ion transmembrane transport; nitrogen compound transport. Gene Ontology annotation, cellular component: plasma membrane. Lineage: Eukaryota; Metazoa; Arthropoda; Insecta; Diptera; Drosophilidae. Gene Ontology annotation, molecular function: L-amino acid transmembrane transporter activity; amino acid:sodium symporter activity.
CAUAGAACAAUGAGAAGGAGGCACAAAAAAAGGAUGAGGGACGCACAAAUUGGUCGAAUGGCAUAGAGUUCCUCAUGUCCUGCAUAUCCGUAUCAGUGGGCCUGGGCAAUGUCUGGCGUUUUCCAUUUACCGCCUACGAGAAUGGAGGAGGUGCAUUCCUUAUACCAUAUAUCAUAGUGCUAUUCCUGAUCGGCAAACCCAUGUACUAUCUGGAGAUGAUAAUGGGCCAGUUCACGAGUCAAGGAACGGUCAAGAUCUGGUCCAUUUGCCCAUCGUUUGUGGGCGUCGGCUAUGGCCAGGCCUUUGCCACAAUCUGCAUCAUUACGUAUUACUCAUCGUUGUUGGCCUUGACGCUCUACUAUCUGUUCGUGUCGUUUCAAUCGGAAUUGCCCUGGUCCUACUGCAGGGACGAAUGGACCAACUGCGUCAACUCGAUACCAACCGAGUUUGUGGAGACGGCAUUGGGGAAUACUACCUCGGCAUUGGCUCAGCAGGCAAACACUUUGUCGAACACUACCAAACUGCAGAGCAGCUCCGAGCUCUACUUCCUUAACGUUGUCAUCAAGGAGAAGUCGGAUAUAUCAGACGGCAUAGGUAUACCCGAUUGGAAGCUAACUAUUGCAUUGUUUGUCUCCUGGGUCGUCAUAUUCCUGGUGAUAAUGCGGGGCGUUAAGAGCUCCGGCAAGGCGGCCUAUUUCCUGGCCCUGUUCCCCUACGUAGUGCUCUUCGCCCUGCUGGGCCGAGCCGUCACCCUGGAGGGCGCUGUCGACGGCAUCAUCUUCUUCCUACAGCCCCAAUGGGGCGAACUGUUGAACCCCAUCGUCUGGAAGGAGGCUGUCGUCCAGUGCUUCUUCUCGCUGGCCGUCGGCUGUGGCCCCAUCAUCAUGUUCGCCUCCUACAAUCGGUUCGAUCAUGGCAUCUACAGAGACGCCAUGAUAGUCACGACCUUGGAUACGUUGACUAGUCUGUUGGGCGGUAUUACCAUAUUCGCCAUACUGGGAAAUUUGGCGCAUAAUCUGAAGGCGGAAAAUAUACGGGAUGUGGUGCGCAGUGGCACGGGCUUGGCGUUCAUUUCCUAUCCGGAUGCAAUAUCCAAGUUUCAGGCAGUGCCGCAGCUCUUCUCGGCGCUCUUCUUCUUCAUGCUGUUCGUGCUGGGCAUUGGAUCGAUUGUGGCGCUGCAGAGCACCAUUGUGACCAUCAUCUGUGAUCAGUUCAAGUCAUGGAAGUACUGGAAGGUAGCGCUGGCCACAUCCGCUUGUGGUUUCCUCAUGGGCUUGGUCUAUGUUACGCCGGGCGGUCAAUGGAUUUUGACCCUAGUCGAUUUCUAUGGAGGCACCUAUGUGGUCUUCAUAUUGGCCAUUUUUGAACUGUCUGGCAUUGUGUGGAUAUAUGGUCUACAAAACUUUUGCGAUGACAUCGAAUUCAUGAGCAACAAGAAGGUUUCAAUGUAUUGGCGCCUCUGUUGGUCGUUCUUCACGCCAGUUAUGAUGAUUGUGAUAUUCAUCUACUCGAUGGCGACCAUCCAGCCGAUCAAAUACAGUGAUCAAUACUUUCCCCUUGCUGGAGACGUUGCGGGUUGGCUCCUCUUUGCUGUGGGCGCUGCUCAGUUUCCGCUCUGGGGCUGGUGGUACAUUGCGACCCAUAGGCAUGGCAGUUGUGCUGAGUCCAUCAAGGCCUCGCUAAAGCCCAGCAGCAAGUGGGGUCCCGCCAGUCCAGAGAACCGUCAGGCCUGGCUUCUGUUCAAGAGCGAUUUGGCUGCCAAGCGGGCGAACGAGGCGAAAUCGAAUAAGUUUGGUUUCUUCCAGCAGAAGCUGCGCAACAUGUGCGGCAAAUAGAGUCAGAGAUUAAACAGAU